UGUAGUCCUGGAGGAAUAUCUUUUUGCAAUUUUAGCCAUUUUCUAACCGGAUGAGCCUUGGUUCUCGUUCUACAUCUGCCGAACUCGAUUCUUCAGAUCUACGGUGAUGUCCCGCUGCGUUCCGAGAAGCAGCGCGUGUCGAGGACGAAAGUGAAGUGGGUUUCAUUUUGGGUUAAGUCCGAGCCAAGCCAAAACACCCGGGACAGAAUUCACACAGCGCCACGGGACAGAGUCCAGAUUUCCGGGACUACCGACUGCACGCUGGCCAAGACAGGAUGUGGCCCAUGAAACUGGACAUGACGCUCGACGAGUGCCGCGGCGUUCUUCGGCGGCUCGAGCUGGAGUCUUACGGUACGAUCAUCAGCGCCUUUCGAGCUCAAGGGUCGCUGUGUAAGGAAAAAGCCCGGAUAUUGGAAGAUUUACGGCGCGUGCUGCGCAUUUCCAGCGAUAGACAUCGAGCUGAGGCGCGGCGAGUGGCCAACGAUGAGCGGCUCACGACGGUGGCGGAACUCGUUUGGGGACCGAACAGUUCGCGAGACUGGUGCCGCGAAGGACACCGAACGUUCCCCGUCCUGCCGAGGUCAGUGCCGCAUACCGCACUCUCCUAUAUUGCCAACACGGUGUAUGAGCAGCUAACGCGAGCUAACUGCAAACUGCCACAUCCGGCCAAAACGUCCUGCGAUAGGUUUGGAAAGGCGGAGGAGCUGUACAAGUUUCAGUUAAUCAAGAUGGAACCAAAGCUGGCCGCGAAUGGUUUCGUGCGUGAUGCGGCUGUUGUAACGUCUGAUCCGUUGCAGGAUAUAAUGUCCAAGAGUUUCAUCGAUACUGACCUCUUGUUAGCGGAAGCAAAGUGGAAAGCAAAGGGACAGGAGGAAGAUACGCUCCACUCUGAGGUUGUGCAUACCGACGUGCCGCCACCUGAUAUGGAAGACUUUAACGUGGAUAUCCCAUCACCAUGCUCGCUAGACGAUCAACCGUCGCUCAGUGAUAUCCUGCUCGACACACCGAAAGCUGCAGCGAGUAACGGCGGUGGAUCGGUGGACUCGCAAAGAGCCUCCGCGGGGAAGCAGUCCAACAAAAGCACCGAACGAGCAAAGAAAACUUCAAACGGAGGUAGCGGCAAACGAAACAUGAAAGUGAAAUCUCCUUAUCCCGCGACAAAGCCGUCUAAACAAGCCCGAACAAACAGUGUACAUAGUCCGCAUCUGAUUCACUCGUACGCUGUCCCAUACGAUCCCGCAACGGUUACGAACGGUGUAUCCGGGGAACCGCCACAACUGCAACAGCACCUAACCUCUAAUAUGCCAUACCAACCGCAGCAGGCGAAUCAUAGUACUGCAAGCGGACAGCCUCAGGUAAAAUCUCAGCAAUAUUCCUCCUCGUCGUCGUCUACUCCGCAUAGCAACUUUACUUCGCCCAAGGCGACCCCCCUAUCGUCACAGCAAUCGUCUGCCUCGGUCGCUUCGCCACACUCGAGCACGUACUGCCAGCAGCGGGAGAUUUACUUACCGUCGUCCAAGAAGGAUAUCCAGCACAAUAUUUCGAAGCUUAAUCCGACCAACAGUCUGCCAGGCACACCAUUGAAAAGCAGCGUCAACUCGACCGUACGAUCAGCAAACCGAGAAGUGUACAACAAGCUACCACCACACCUUUCGCAGCCAUUACUGAGUUAUCACAAGAAAUCGCCAAGUAAAAAUAUUCUCAUUCCCACAUCGGCCGCCGCUGCAACCCUAGCCAGCUUGGGACUACCGAGGGCGCCCUCGGUCGACCAUUUCAAUCACUACGAUUCAGAGGAAGCGACGAAAACACGCGAUCGCGCCGAACUGACAAACGAUCGGCAACAUGGGAAGAUACACGCGCAGCAGGACAUACCGAAUCCGACGAUAGUCUUUUCCGCUACACCUAGCCAUGCGUCAGCGGAAAACCAUUCAAACAACCUGCUGGAAUCUAACACACUACAGGAAAGAACCGAUCAAUCUGCCAACUUAACCGCCGCAUGCAGUACGCUCGCUUUAAAUUCCCCCAACGCACAUGUGGGCACGCCCAUGAAAGGGUCUGCAGUGCAGAACCUGCCUUCAAAUACGUCCUCCGACAUCAAACAAUCGACAAACCUAGUAGGUUUCACUUCAGUCAAAUCUGCCCGCCGAAUUUCGAUACAGAAAGUGCAACUGGUGCCGCUUGUCGGUGCAGAUGGAACGCCGGCUUCGAUCUCUACAACGCCUGGAUCCGCUUCUAUUUCGAAGAACAAUGUCUUUAUACUGCCCAAGUCGUUCCCGUCCGGUUCUGUGCCGGGAAUUACACCCGGUCAAAAGAUCAUUCUUCCCAAGAACGAUACAACACCAUCACCGCCAACGAGCUUGCAGCGUAGCCCGCCCAAAGUGAUCGUUCAGCCGGUGCCCGAUGUGAACAGUCUCGUCCUACUCGAUGAUGGACUUGACAAUAGGCACUGUAGCACCUCGCACCAGCGGCAACUGUUUGGUGUCGAAGAGUCUUCCAACAAACCGACGAAGAACAGUGACAGUUUGGUGGAGUCGGAAAAUGUUCAAACAAUGUUAUCUAACCUGUCCGGCAGCACGGAGGGAGGCUCGAUUCCACUAAGAAAGAUUACGAUUGCCAGCCGUCAGCUCGUUCCAUUCAAGGGAACGCUGCAUGGGACAGUGUUACCCGGAACGGCCGCAAUUUCCGGGGCCAAGAAAAUGAAAUUGUCAAACGAAAGUAGCAUAAAUGCUGCCGAUCACGCAAGAGCUGGAGCACAACGAGAGGGAAGCACCGGUUUUGAUUGGGAGAUUGAAAUGGAUCGCUCCGAGGAUGCUCGGUAUCGAAGAGUUCCUACUCAGAAAACUAACAUACUCGUCCGGAAUGCGGAUGCGGAAAUCAUAGGCACCUCAAGCCGGGGGCAGUAUUCCGAGGCACAGAAGACGCCGGCAGGCCUGUUGCCUCCCGCUGUAAGCAUCAGUCCUGUGGAAGCAGAAGCCAGUGAGUACGAUGUGAACUCCAGCGAACGGGGCGACGAUUCGUCGGCGACAGAUUCGGCUGAUGCGGAAGAAGAUCCCGAAGAUGACAUAAUUCGGAUGGAGGAGGAAGAUGGGAUCGAGGAUAAUGAUUACGAUGAUUCGCACACGAUCGAAGUGGACGCCAACACCGACGAUAUGGUAAUCGAGAUGGAUCAUAACUUGGAUGCUCUCAUUGAAGAAGACCCAGAUGGAGACAUCGAAGCGGAUCAGGAGGUUGAGGUGAUGAACGAUGAAUAUGGACAAGCGCACGAACUAAUGGCAGAGUUAGAUGAUGCAUCCAAUCAGUACAUCGAAGAGCAUCCAACGACGAACGGUGCUGAUGUUGUGGUUGUGCCGGCGGCGAUGAACUUCGAACAGUGCAGUGACAUGAUCGAGCUGGCUGAGAAUGGUGACGAUCUGCACGAACCGUCGAUGCUCGCAGCGAAAGAUGACAUUGUAUGCGAGCUGCUUGAAAUCGAUGCGGACGGCAAUCAUCACACGCGACAAUUUUCUUACGAGCAAGCCAUCGCCGAGGGUUUGACUGUGCUGCCGAGGAUGACCAAGGUCAAUCCGUCAGUAAGUUAAUACUGACGCUCCUAAAAGCAAUGAUACGGAUACACCAGCUGGUGAUGCGUUAGUGAGUACCGAACGCGACCGAAGUACAAUUGAUAUGUUCCACAAGUCACACUAUCCAUAGCACCUCUCCUACGGAACGCUACGGAUAGUGCAAUUGAUUACUGUUCAAACACGCCGCACCAUCCUAUCCAAUUAACGAUAUUUACGGCCCACUUCGCGACGCGGCGCUGUACAUAGCCAGAAAACAAACAAUCAAAUUGUUUUAUGUUUGCCAAUCCUCUGAUUAACGGAUGGGUAAUGUUUGGGGAAAAAAGCUGGAUGGACAUUUACCCCCAGCAUUGUUACUAUUCCCAUUCAUUGUCUUAGCAGCAUUGUCGAGAUUAUGAUCAUAGUGAAUCGUACAGCACAAUUAUUGUACAUUGCGAUACCUAAGGGACAGCAAUGUGCGCUUUUUUAGUUGUAUGUUGUUUCAUAAGUUCGUAGCGAGUGCGGAUCAUUGCAAAUUGUUUCGCAUUCUCUUACUUGAUCAGGUUAAGUAACAGUAAGCAGGUUCGCUCGCUCAUUUGUAAAGAUAAAUGAAGAGAUAUCACCAUUUAAAUAAAGUAAAUGCAAGCUGCUAUCGAUAUAAUUUGCUGAUUUGCCAUAGGUUACAUCUCGUUGCUGCAACAUGCAUAGGAUAGUAAUACUUUUGUCGAAAGCAGCGGAGCACAGCAGAACUCUGAAACGUUGUCGACCUUUCGUCAGAGACACAGUUAGGGAACCGCUCGUUCGCGUAUGAAACCUCGGUAAAAUUACUUGAGCAAUGGGAGUUAGAUAGGUGAUAGUGUUAAGGGGCGGGAAGAAUUUGUCGAACGCUUGCGCGAAAGUAAAGCAGCUUAACGGACACUCAUUUUUACCUAGCACCAUCAUUUUUCGUUGUAAAGAUCAUCAAUUUGUACAUUCAUUAGGUACAUUUUAAUAUCUCUAAGCAAUGACAAAUUUAUUAGGUCGUAAGAAAAAAACUAAAGCGGAUAUUACGGCGGAAUUGAGUUGACUUCUUUCUGCGUGAAGUAAAUAAAGUUUAAAUUA
This is a messenger RNA of Anopheles darlingi, 4637 nucleotides long. Its product is annotated as BRCA2-interacting transcriptional repressor EMSY. Gene Ontology annotation, biological process: regulation of DNA-templated transcription. The record is from RefSeq and is a predicted model, not a curated record. Bases 276 to 3578 code for a protein of 1100 amino acids. The transcript has 5 exons. Gene Ontology annotation, cellular component: nucleoplasm. Lineage: Eukaryota; Metazoa; Arthropoda; Insecta; Diptera; Culicidae.